Molecule: messenger RNA, 3211 nt
Organism: Fusarium odoratissimum NRRL 54006
Lineage: Eukaryota; Fungi; Ascomycota; Sordariomycetes; Hypocreales; Nectriaceae
Exons: 3
Coding region: 298-1374 (358 amino acids)
Biological process (GO): transcription-dependent tethering of RNA polymerase II gene DNA at nuclear periphery; RNA export from nucleus
Cellular component (GO): nuclear pore
Molecular function (GO): ubiquitin binding; RNA binding
Source: RefSeq, a predicted model, not a curated record
CUUUUUUUGUCUGACGCGGGUUGGCCAAUCCCAACUUCGCGUUGGAAAGGCUGGGUCGCUGCCUUCGUGCCUGUUUAUUCAUUCUCAGUACAAAGCUCGCGGCGCAACUAGUUUCAACAGUGCAAACAUCAAUCCUCUAAAGAUCUGUUUUUUAUCUGAGAUUAGUCGCUUGGCCAGUUGGAAGCUUCGCUCAUAAGCCACUUAUUUUGAGUCUCAGGAGUGGUAUCUCAAAGGCAAAAAGACAGAAAAAGGGCCACCGACUGGCUUUCAACUUCUCUCCUUCAACACACCGCAACCAUGUCGACCCUUUUUGGCGGUGCCUCGGCCGCAGCGACGACAAGCAACACUGUUGGGGAUCUCAAGCAAGACGUCGCGCUCUCCGACCCCCCUACCGAUACCAUCUCCGACCUUUCCUUCUCCCCUGCGCCAAACGGACCUGACUUCCUCGCCAUCUCCAGUUGGGAUAACAAAGUCCGCAUUUACGAGAUUGCCGCCAAUGGCCAGAGUCAGGGCCGACACGCCUACGAACACAGCCAACCUGUGUUGAACUGCGACUUCUCCAAGGAUGGAACAAAAGUCGCCUCUGCCGGCGCCGACAAGAACGUCAAGGUCUGCGAUCUUGCCUCCCAGCAGGACGUCGUUAUCGGCACACACGACCAGCCAGUGCGAACAUGUCGAUUCUUCCUGAACGAUGGUAACCCCAUGGUGGUUUCGGGCUCGUGGGAUAAGACGAUCAAGUACUGGGAUCUUAGACAACAGGGACCUGCGGCAACCGUACAAUGCCAGGAGCGAGUUUAUACGAUGGACGUCCGCGAUAAUCUCUGCGUUGUCGGCACCGCCGAUCGAUACAUCAAUGUUAUUGAUCUCAAGAACCCUACCAAAUUCUACAAAACCCUGCAGAGCCCUCUCAAGUGGCAGACCAGGGUGGUUAGCUGCUUUACGGACUCUGCUGGUUUUGCUAUCGGUAGUAUCGAGGGUCGUUGCGCUAUCCAAUACGUCGAAGACAAGGACGCCAGCUCCAACUUCUCUUUCAAGUGUCAUCGCGACCCCCCAGCCAACAGCGUCACCAAUGUCUACGCCGUCAACGAUAUUUCUUUCCACCCCGUUCAUGGCACAUUCAGCACUGCUGGUUCCGAUGGAACAUUCCACUUCUGGGACAAGGACGCCAAGCACCGUCUCAAGGGCUACCCUAACGUUGGUGGCAGCAUCACUUCCACAACCUUCAACAAGAACGGUUCCAUCUUCGCCUAUGCUGUAGGCUACGACUGGGCCAAGGGCUACCAGCACAACACUCAGAACUACCCUAUCAAGGUGAUGCUGCACCCUGUCAACCAGGACGAGUGCAAGCCCAGACCAUCGCUCAAGAAGCGAUAAAGAAUCACACGAAUAUCAAGAGGACGGGCUAUAGGGAAGGGAAUGGAUUUCGUUGGUCGAUUAAUAGUUAGUUGCGUUCUUGCGAUUAUGUACUGUACCACAAUUGGUGAAGACUCAAAGAUUGAUAGGAAAGAGCCGAAAAGGAUGGAACGUUGAGUUUGGACCAAAAAGAGCAAGGCAAUGCAGGUGGUGGUGUUUUACGAGAGAUGAUACCAUAGAUGCAAUAAAACAUCAACACAAACCUGGCAUAGUAUCCAAUGGCAUUCAACUUCACACAUAUCAUCAUAUGGUAACGCAGGGAGAUGAGUCAGUGGGCUUGUGGACGAAUGCGUCGAUGAUCUGAUAGUCAUUAUUCACAGUUAUAAAGCUUGAGUUGCAAGGAUAACAAAGGAUCGGUAUUGAUUCCAGUCUGCCACUUGGGCUUUCACUUUACCAUUGUGUAUCGUUGUAUAAAAAAAGGAUGGUUCUUAGCCACAGGAGCCUCUUGUAACGGGCUAUUAAUUGAUGCAACCGCAUCUUGCUUCGCAUAAACAGAUUAAAACGCUUAAUAGAUCAUCAGCUCUCUUUAUGAGUAGCUGGCAUAACCAGACUCCGCCCUAUCGUUCCUUUCGUGUUUUCACUUGAUUCUUAGUUUUUGCUGAGCGUGCGUCCAGGAAGAAUAUCCUGGAUCAUUCCGCCGAAGACGUCUCUGAGAAAGGUACUUCGGUCAGAGUCAUCUGCCUUUGUUUCCUGAGCAGGCUGCUCAUGAACAAACUUGACGUCGACGCUGUCCAUGUUCACGGCAUCCAUGGUAGCCAUGGGAGCACCGGGAACGACGACAUCGGGGUCAACAGCGAAGAUGACGGGCCGCUUGCUAUACAAGUCGGCGGCAUCGGACAUUGAGCUGUGGUAGGCGCCAUAGUUGUCAGGGAGAAGAGGCAUACGAGGGAGAGGCUCGUUGAAGUUGGGGGUAGCGUGAAUCUUGGGCAAGACUGUGCUGUCGACGUGGUUGACAGGAGCACGAGAAGGUGUUGAAGAAUGGAAGCUCUGCAUCAGUGGCCUUCGGCGACCAGAAAGAGAUGGCUGAGGAGUAGGGCGGUGGGUAGUCUUUAGACCACGGGACUGGAAGCAUUGUUAGUACCGGAGAGCUGCAAUGACUAAUUGGAAGAGUAGAAACUCACCUCAGAGUGCUGGGACUGCUCUGAAGAAGCUCCAAGGAGCUCGGCAUACUUGGGCAUGAGAGCGAUACCGGCAUGGCGCUGAGACUCGGCCAGAGAGCGAGUGAGCUUUGAGACGGGAGCGGUGAUUCUAGGCAUUGUGAUAGAGUUGUAUGUGACAAAAGACACAGAGGUUUGUUGUGGUGGUAGCAAGGUGUUGGCCGUGUCCAGCUACUUAUACGUUUGGCGUAGUAGGUAUGGAUCUGAUUGAGUGUGGUUGGUAAGGCAAGGUAAGGUAGUGUACGGAUAGCGGUGACCAAGUCUAAUCAGGCGAUGAGAAGAGUGGAGGGUCCACGGAUGCAAUGGAUAGAUGAUACAGGCAGGCACAGGUAUAAGUGGAAGCAAUUGGAUGGUUCAAUUGGAGGGAGGGAAGGAGGGUUUAUGUAUCCAAGUGUGACUGAGACACCAGGUAAGAUAAGCUAGAGGAGGGGGAAGGCGGGAGGGAGCCUCUGGUAGCUUGACCUCAAGGUGAAGCAAGCGCGGAUGCUUGUCCGGGAGGCCCGUGUGAUCUGGGGAUGGAAUGAGCAACAGCAACAGCAACAGAAACAGCAACGGGGUUGAGGAAAGACUCACUCACUCACUCACAGCCUCCACAUCCUUGGAAGGUACGGUACCGAUCCCGCCCUGUUAGCUCACCUUAU